Anopheles maculipalpis is the source of this 1663-nucleotide messenger RNA. RefSeq names its product putative ATPase N2B. The coding region runs from base 198 to 1598 and encodes 466 amino acids. Gene Ontology annotation, cellular component: cytoplasm; mitochondrion. Lineage: Eukaryota; Metazoa; Arthropoda; Insecta; Diptera; Culicidae. The record is from RefSeq and is a predicted model, not a curated record. Gene Ontology annotation, molecular function: ATP binding; ATP hydrolysis activity. The transcript has 6 exons.
UUGUGAAUCUAGUCCCGUACCGCACGAGGUAAACAACCAUCAUGCCGUUGUGAAAUUCAUAGUGUGCGCGCAAUUAAGUACACGCGACGAACGUUGACGUUAGCCGUCAGCGUUUGUGCUCGCUGCUAGCAAGGCAGCCGUUUUAUCUUACAUAAUAUGAAAGAACUUGACCCAAAUUCUUGCGCUACCCGUUCGCUAUGUUGUUCCUGACGAAAGCACCGAUCGCGGUCUGUCUGCUAAAACGUAGUUGCUCGUGUCCCGUGCUACACGGUGUACGAUUGUACAGUCCGAACGUUCCCGCCACCGCCACCAACCCUGGUACGCCCGUAUCUGCGGUCGGGAAAACGCCCAUCGAGCUGCUGAAGGAAAAGCUGAACCAUGGGGAAAUCCAGCCCGAUCCGCACCAGGCCCGUGUCACGGAAGCGUUGCAGGUAGUGUAUGACAGUAUUAAAACGUACAGCCCACCUAAACCGAGCACUGGCAUAGGGAAAUGGUUCAGCUUCGGCAGGGCUGAGAAGGCGGUGGAUGCACCCAAAGGACUCUACAUCUACGGUAGCGUUGGCGGUGGCAAAACCAUGCUCAUGGACAUGUUUUACGAUUGCUGUGCGAUUGAUCGAAAGCGACGUGUGCACUUCAACUCCUUCAUGACCGAUGUGCACACCAAAAUACACGACAUCAAGUCGAAGCACGUGCGGGAUGCCAGCAACAGUAAGCCACAACCAUUCGACCCGAUUAAGCCUGUUGCCGAGCUAAUUACCGAGGACUCGUGGAUGAUUUGCUUCGAUGAAUUUCAGGUUACCGACAUAGCAGACGCAAUGAUUUUGAAACGGCUAUUCACUUAUCUCUUCAAUAACGGUGUGAUUGUGGUGGCCACCAGUAACCGUGCCCCCGACGAUCUCUACAAAAAUGGGCUACAGCGUAGCAACUUUGUCCCGUUCAUUGGCGUGCUCAAGAAUCACUGCAACAUCGUAACGCUAGAUAGUGGCGUUGAUUACCGUACGGCGGCGCUAAAAGGGGAAAGUAAACAUUACUUUGACAAAUCCCAAGGUGAUGCAAACUCUUCGAUGGACAAACUGUUUAAGGUGCUUUGCUCGCAAGAGAACGAUAUGAUACGUCCCAAGACGUUUACCCACUUUGGCAGGAAUAUAACGUUCGCGAAAACUUGCGGCCAGGUGCUGGACAGCACAUUUGAAGAACUCUGUGACAGGCCUCUCGGUGCUAGCGAUUUCCUACAGAUAGCACAAUUCUUUCACACGGUGCUAAUACGAGAUAUUCCUCAACUUAACCUGAAGCUAAAAUCCCAAACGAGACGGUUCAUCACGCUGAUUGACACACUAUACGAUAGUCGCGUAAGGUUAGUCGUAUCGGCGGACGUACCGUACAAGUAUCUUUUCUCCAACGAGGCACCGGAUGAUAUGCACACCUCCGACGAGCAUCGUAUGCUGAUGGACGAUCUCAAAAUUACCAAGGAUUCGACGGACGCGGCCUCGAACAUUUUCACGGGUGAGGAAGAAGUAUUUGCUUUCGAGCGUACGGUGUCUCGGUUGGCCGAGAUGCAAUCGGCCGAAUACUGGACGCUCUGGGAGAAGCAUCGCUAGGCAGACCAAUGAUUCGAAUCAAGCUUUAAAUUAACAGUGUACUACGAAAUUGUGUACUUAAAAUU